AUGGCAGAAAACCCGCCCACCAAACCCCUUGUAAGUGUUGCCCCUGAUGCCACGAACUCAGGUGCCACAGGGCUUCGAGUUGUCAUCAUAGGCUCUGGAUUCUGUGGCCUCACCAGUGCCAUUGAAUGUCGUCUCAGGGGAAUGGAUGUGGUGGUUGUCGAGACGUAUCCCACAUCCCGCACACAAGGAGAUGUCAUCGACUUAUUCGCCAACGGCGGCAUGAUCUUUGAGUCGUGGGAUGGAGGUCGGAUUGCCGAAAAGAUGCUACAAGUCUGCAUCAAUCGCAAUGAUGCCUUCAAGUUCUACAACGCCAAGGGCGAGUAUCUGAUGGAGGAUGCCUGGCACAAAUAUCCCCAUCAUGCUCAGAGGCAGUACGCCGGUCACCGUGGAGAGAUGCAUGAGAUGGUGUCCGACUAUGCAGCCAGCCUCGGAGUGGAAUUUCGACUGGGAGAGACUGUCGUUGAUUAUGUCGAUCAGGGACGUGAAGGUGUCGAUCGCCAAGUCGGCGUCAGUUGUGUCAGCGGGCUUCAAGUCUGGGGAGACGUCAUUCUCUGCUGCGACGGCCCCAGGUCACUGGCCCGGCAGAAGGUUCUGCAGCUCCCGGAUCACAAAGUCAACUCGGGCUACGCCAUUUAUCGUGCAUUUUACACCCUCACUCCUGAAAUGCGAAAGAACAUCUACAUAAGUCGAUUCUGCGACCCUGAACGCGACUUCACAGGAAUGUGGGUGGGUAAGGACCUCCAUGGCCUCAUCUACAGCUGGAACCAAGGCCGCGAUCUUGGCUGGGUCUUGACGCAUAAGGACGACCACGACAUCGGGGAGUCAUGGUCCUUCCCUGGCAAAAAGCAGGACGUCAUGGCAUGCCUCGACGAAGGGGGCUUCUGCGAGCUGUUCAAAGAGGUCGUGCGUCUUACACCAGAGGAAAAUCUUGUCGACUACAAGCUGGUCUGGCGCGGUCCGUUGACAACGUGGCUGCCAAAGGGCCCGCAUCCGCGGAUGAUUGUACUCGGAGAUGCCGCACAUUGCCACUUGCCAACAUCCGGACAAGGGGCUUCACAAUCUGUCGAGGACGGAGCGGCGGUGGCGGCGUGCCUUGACAAGGCAAAAGGCGAUGUGCCGCUGGCAUUAAAAGUAUUCGAACGCAUCAGGUUCCAUCGCCAACACGUUAUCCACAUGUCGUCCGUAUCCAACCGGAACGAGUAUCACGAGAUAGAAUGGACGCCUGAAUUUGUGAAGCAGCACCCGGAUGCUCUGAAGCUUCGUCGUCCGGAUUGGAUUCUCGAGCACGACGCCAGAGCGAACGUCGAUCAACAUUUUGACCAGAUUGCUGACGACGUCCGGUCUGGGAAGCCUGGGUCUCUUUUUGAUUUGGCUUUGCCGGCAGAAGGCGAAAUCAUGCAGUUUCGCCCUGGAGACGACAACGAGAAGGCCGUUGACACAAGCUUUGAGGUGGAUGGCAUGAUGCCAGAUGAGGCCCAGUGUAAGCAGGCUACAAAGGUUGGCGUGGAUGCACAAGUUGCGGUUAUGGCGAGUUGA
Molecule: messenger RNA, 1536 nt
Organism: Colletotrichum gloeosporioides
Lineage: Eukaryota; Fungi; Ascomycota; Sordariomycetes; Glomerellales; Glomerellaceae
Product: FAD-dependent monooxygenase fsr3
Exons: 1
Coding region: 1-1536 (511 amino acids)
Biological process (GO): secondary metabolite biosynthetic process
Molecular function (GO): monooxygenase activity; FAD binding
Source: RefSeq, a predicted model, not a curated record